Messenger RNA from Dermacentor andersoni, 1652 nucleotides. Lineage: Eukaryota; Metazoa; Arthropoda; Arachnida; Ixodida; Ixodidae. The record is from RefSeq and is a predicted model, not a curated record.
AGUUAAAACGAACUUCACCGUGAGGCUAAAUCAGGAUUUCACCAUUGAUGUUGGUUUGGCAAAGAACACAAUGAUCUCCAUUAGACUUGCUGGUUCAACCGAUGGAGCACUGAAAGUGGGGGUUACGGACCCCAGUCGACGAAACUGCGCAGCCUGUGAGAUCGUCCCUUACGGUGACACAACCAGGGUAACCCUGCCAGACCCCGUAAAGACGGGUACAUGGACGCUUCAUCUAGAGAGAAACAGCAGCGAUGAAGUCGGCGCCUGCGUGAGUGUGUUUUCACAGCCUACUGACAACAAUACAGACCCCAUCAGAUCCAAGGCGCGAAUGACGAACACGUUGGUUAGAAACAACUCCCUCGCUAUUGUCAUUGUUGAUGUGACUAAAGGAAAGAAAAUCGUUGUGAAUGCAACUGUCACGGCUGAGAUAACCGACCUGGAUGGCGCAACCACAACCCUAAGACCCCGCGACGAUGGCCAAGAGCCAGACGUGUACGCUGACGACGGGAAAUACACUGAUUACUACAACAACAUUAAGGAAAGUGGAAGGUACAUUUUGAAGGCCUACGUGAGUGGUGACAAUGUCAACGUAUCCUGUCGAACGGCAUGUUCUGCGAGCUCCAAUAUGCCCCUCAUAAUGCAGAACAACACUACCGGGCAGUGUAGCCCGUCCCAUAAGUAUCCCAAAAGUUGCUUCCCUUCCUACAACGGCACCUUCAAGUAUAAACGCCAGCGGCCUGGAGAACAGACCAUCAACGGAACUUGGCAUAGGGUUGCCGACGGAGGCUCAUUCUAUCUAGAGGCCCAUAACAUGAGCCUGGAUCCACCCUUGAAACCUUGGAAAUUUCGAGCCUGUUGUGAGAGACUCGGAAAAAAUGGCACUCUCCUUCUAGAGUUGAGUUGGAAUUGGGCCGGUGCUCACCUGAACUUCGGGAAAGCGUCAUCAAUUGAUAUCCGGGUGAGCAAUGAGUCCGAAAGCCUCAAGCAGCACUUCGAGUCCCAGGAGAAGAUUGAUUCAACGAACUUGGUUGAGGGUACUUUAGAACCUGGUGAGGCCCGCACACAUAAUAUUGUGACGAUGUCGCUUCCCCCUGAGUGGGCAGAAGUGACGGAAGAAUACACAAGGUGGAACCUCAAGUUUGCUGCUAGAACGACCAACGCCCUAAACGUGACGUCCGAGCUAUCAGACAUUGCAGAGUUAGACUACUUCAGCCACCGCAAGCACACAUCAGCGGCUCCAGUUCCUACAAGGCACACGGCACCUGAAGGCGGAAACACAGCCGAAUACAACGAUGAGUUGCACAAAUCCACGACAGAAGACUCUGACGACGACGAAAAGUCCACAUCAAAUGCACCAAGGUGGGAGCCCACACGAGACCCGAAAGCUACGAAAGGCGGUAAAGAAUCAACAGACGGACACAGCGACGAAGACAACGAUGACGGCACGACGUCCGCAGCUGCAACGCAAGUGAUUCUGGGUCUUCUUCUGGCAGCAGUAGUGAUCGUUUCUGCCGGGCUAUGGGCCCUUAAAAGAAUGGAGAAUCAACGCGAAGCUGUGACAGCACAAAAGAGUGCUACGGAACUGACUGCGACAACGAACUUGUCAGUGCAGUAGAGUUGAAAACGGUGGAAUAAACUUCAUUGAAGACACU